Messenger RNA from Cyphellophora europaea CBS 101466, 459 nucleotides. RefSeq lists its product as uncharacterized. Gene Ontology annotation, molecular function: MAP kinase scaffold activity. The record is from RefSeq and is a predicted model, not a curated record. Bases 1 to 459 code for a protein of 152 amino acids. The transcript has a single exon. NCBI's taxonomy places the organism in Eukaryota, Fungi, Ascomycota, Eurotiomycetes, Chaetothyriales, Cyphellophoraceae.
AUGGCCCAGGAGAACUUCGCUGGUGACAUAAGCGUGUUCCAUGCGGCUCUGGUCAGCUUCGUAACCACCAUCCCUGGCUCCAUUUCACCAUCCACAAUACGUCAAAGACUGCAACGGGUUUCACUCGCCAACUUCAACGAUCUCUGCACCGAUGUCUUUGAUGAGCUGCGCCGACGACAAGCCCAGGCCCUGAUGCAGGGCCUGAUAGAUAGCGACCAGCUCAAAGCCCUCCAGCCUUUUGCGACCAUGCACCCGAAGCGUAACUCGGCCCGGCAACGACUGUCCGCGCUGCCACUACACCGUUUUCUCGACCUGUGCAGAGACGUGCUGUGCGAGCUUGAGGACCGCUUCCCACGCCUCCUCAACGGGAAUUCGAGCCCGGUGGAACUACCCUCUGAGCCUCCACCCAAAUACACCUCAGGUGACUGGACAGCAACCACACCCUCCAACUGGAUCUAG